AUGGCUGCCAACUUUGUUGCAUAUCUAGCCAUCUUCACAUUCACUGCUGCGUUCUCCAGUGCACUUGCAUCGGACCCGGACUUGCUUCAAGAUGUCUGCGUGGCUCUACCACCUUCUUCAGGGGGGGUAAAAGUGAACGGGUUUGCAUGCAAGGAUGAUGCAAAUGUGACGGCAGCUGAUUUCUUCUUCGACGGCCUUGCGAAGCCAGGGCUGAUCAACAACUCAGUGGGCUCUAUCGUAACUGCAGCCAAUGUGGAAAAGGUUCCAGGCCUCAACACACUGGGCGCGUCCCUGUCGCGCAUCGACUACGCACCUGGUGGACUUAACCCACCUCACACCCACCCGCGUGCCACUGAGAUAGUAUUUGUGCUGGACGGCGAAUUGGAUGUGGGAUUCAUCACCACAGCCAACAAGCUGGUUUCCAAGACCAUCAACAAAGGCGACAUCUUUGUGUUUCCUGGGGGUCUCGUUCACUUCCAGAAGAACAACGGGGACAAGGCCGCUGCUGUAAUUGCUGCCUUCAACAGCCAAUUGCCUGGUACUCAAUCCAUCCCUGCAGCAUUGUUCACGGCAACACCUCCUGUUCCUGACGAGGUCUUGACCAAAGCCUUCCAGCUUGGUACCAAGGAGAUUGACAAGAUCAAAUCCAAGCUUGCUCCAAAGAAAUAA
This is a messenger RNA of Prunus armeniaca (apricot), 669 nucleotides long. Lineage: Eukaryota; Viridiplantae; Streptophyta; Magnoliopsida; Rosales; Rosaceae. The record is from the annotation of a GenBank genome assembly.